UAUACGAUGCAGUAUACAGUCCAACUCUCGUAGAUCAACUGGUCUCGCGAGAGGACACUGCGCCCAAAAAAUGGAAGUCGGUGGGAACAGUGGGAUUCCUGUAAACAAUAAACAGAGAGCUAUGUUGCCUAACAAAAGCAGGGUUGAAUUUACCCGAAACCCAAGAAAAGAUUCAGAGGGACUGUCGGAGUCUCCAGACCUUGAGUUUGAAUAUGCUGAUACGGACAAGUGGGCUGCAGAGCUGUCAGAGCUCUACAGUUAUACUGAAGGACCAGAGUUUGCUGUCAAUAGGAAGUGCUUUGAGGUGGAAUUCAGAACACAUGUUUGUGAUAGGAAGUGGACGGAGCUUGAUGCAGCUCAGCACAGAGCUCAUGCCAUGCGCCUGUUGGAUGGUCUGGAGGUGAUAGCCCGAGAGAAGAGGCUGAAGGCUGCCAGAGCCAUUCUUUACAUGGCUCAGGGAACCUUUGCAGAGUGUAGCUCUGAGGCUGAGGUGCAGUACUGGAUGAGAUACAACAUCUUUCUGCUGCUGGAUGUGGGGACCUUCUCUGCUCUGGUGGAGCUGCUCAACAUGGAAAUUGACAACAGUGCUGCCUGUAGUAGUGCUGUCAGGAAACCAGCCAUCUCCCUUGCUGACAGCACAGAUCUCAGAGUGCUGCUCAACAUAAUGUACCUGAUGGUGGAAACGAUACAACAGGAUGACCCAGCCGACAAGCCUGAAUGGAAAAUCAUCAGAGAAACCUUCAGAGCAGAACUGGGAUCUCCUCUGUUCAACAAUGAGCCAAUGUCCGUCAUGCUCUUCGGUAUGGUUACCAAGUUCUGUAGUGGUCAUGCCCCUCACUUCCCAAUGAAGAAGGUGUUGUUGCUGUUGUGGAAGAGCAUACUGUUCACACUCGGAGGGUUUGAGCAGCUCCAAAGCAUAAAGGUUCAUAAGCGUGUGGAGCUGGGUCUGGCCCCUCUCCCAGAGGACAGCAUUCGAGUCAUUCGCAGUAUGAGGGCCGCUUCUCCUCCUGCGUCUGCAUCCGACCUCAUAGAGCAGCAGCAGAAACGGGCGCGCCGCGAACACAAGGCGUUAAUCAAACAGGACAACCUUGACGCAUUCAACGAAAAGGAUCCUUACAAGGCUGACGACUCUCGUGAGGAUGAGGACGACAACGAUGACAAUGACAACUCUAUAGAGGCAGAAACGUUCCCUCUAGAGAGGGACGAGGUGAUGCCUCCGCCUAUUCCUCACCCUCCAUCAGAUAGGGUGUCCUUACCCAAAGGACUGCCGUGGGCUCCUAAAGUCAGGGAAAAGGACAUUGAAAAUUUCCUGGAAUCAAGUAGAAGUAAAUUUAUUGGUUACACACUUGGAAAUGAUACAAAUACAGUUGUUGGCUUGCCUAGGCCAAUUCAUGAGAGCAUAAAGACCUUAAAGCAGCACAAGUACGUCUCCAUUGCUGAGAUACAGAUUGCAAAGGAGGAGGAGUUUCAGAAAACCCCUCUGUCUGGGGGUGAAGAGGAGGUGGAGAUGUCCUCCAUUGAGCUGCUCUAUCAGGGAAUUCUGCCCAGUUUGCCUCAAUACAUGAUUGCUCUGCUGAAGAUCCUGCUCGCAGCAGCGCCGACUUCCAAAGCCAAGACAGACUCCAUCAACAUCCUGGCAGACGUACUGCCGGAGGAGAUGCCGACCACAGUGUUGCAAAGCAUGAAACUUGGUGUUGAUGUCAAUCGACACAAAGAGAUCAUCGUGAAGGCUAUCUCUGCCAUCCUGCUGCUUCUACUAAAACACUUUAAACUCAACCACAUCUACCAGUUUGAGUACAUGGCUCAACACCUGGUGUUUGCCAACUGCAUCCCCCUCAUUCUGAAGUUCUUUAACCAGAACAUCAUGUCUUACAUCACCGCUAAAAACAGCAUUUCAGUACUUGACUUUCCUCACUGUGUGGUGCAUGAGCUCCCGGAGUUAACUGCAGAGAGUUUGGAAGCAGGAGACAACAAUCAGUUUUGCUGGAGGAAUCUGUUCUCUUGUAUUAACCUGCUGAGGAUCCUCAACAAACUAACCAAGUGGAAGCACUCCAGAACAAUGAUGCUAGUGGUGUUUAAGUCCGCUCCCAUCCUGAAGAGGGCGCUGAAGGUCAAGCAGGCCAUGAUGCAGCUGUACGUCCUCAAGCUGCUUAAAGUGCAGACCAAAUACCUGGGACGUCAGUGGAGGAAGAGCAACAUGAAGACCAUGUCUGCCAUCUACCAAAAGGUCCGACAUCGGCUCAACGACGACUGGGCCUACGGGAACGAUCUGGACGCUCGUCCCUGGGACUUCCAGGCCGAGGAGUGUGCUCUGCGGGCCAACAUCGAGCGCUUCAAUAGUCGCCGCUACGACAAGAGCCACAGCAACCCGGACUUCCUGCCUGUGGACAACUGUCUGCAAAGUGUCCUGGGACAGCGGGUGGACCUGCCCGAGGACUUCCAAAUGAAUUACGACCUUUGGCUGGAGCGGGAGGUCUUCUCCAAACCCAUUUCCUGGGAAGAACUGCUACAGUGAGAAUCUAAACGACUUUCAUCAACAACAAAAGUUGCAAUCAGGACCAACAGACCAGCAGUAUGUUAUAUGUUCUGUCCAGACUGAAGCUGGAGGAUGGAUUUAGCUCUCUAAAGUUGCCCAGGUGUAGAUUUUCAAUCAUCGUGUUACAGUUACGUUUACGUGACGAACUAUUGAGACUUCCCCACACUAAUGCCACUCAGUUUUUUUUUUAAUGAAACAGCUGACGAAUGA
This is a messenger RNA of Perca flavescens (yellow perch), 2746 nucleotides long. It is a transcript of the gene strip1, whose product is annotated as striatin interacting protein 1. The record is from RefSeq and is a predicted model, not a curated record. Lineage: Eukaryota; Metazoa; Chordata; Actinopteri; Perciformes; Percidae. The transcript is spliced from 20 exons. Gene Ontology annotation, cellular component: cytosol. Bases 71 to 2515 code for a protein of 814 amino acids. Gene Ontology annotation, biological process: cytoskeleton organization.